Messenger RNA from Acanthoscelides obtectus, 879 nucleotides. The record is from the annotation of a GenBank genome assembly. Lineage: Eukaryota; Metazoa; Arthropoda; Insecta; Coleoptera; Chrysomelidae.
AUGCACGCGGCUGAAUCUCAUACGUGUGAACAUCUAACUACAGAUCAAUUCAGAGAACUAGAUGGUAAGGACAAGCCUAAAAAUGGAUGUACUAUGCAGUACAGAUGCCAAUUUUGCACGCUGAUCUUUGGAUCAGCACUCGAAGCUGAGCAGCAUAUACAAGAAGCGACCUGUACAUACCUGCAAUUCUGUGAAUCUUGUCAAGAAUUCUGUGAUACAAACCACAAAUACUGUCAAGGAACACUAUUGUUUUGCGUGAGCUGUAGAAGUACAUUGAAAUAUGAUUUAAUCGCUCAGCAUCAAUGCUUCCACACGCUAACCAAAAAUCAACAAGAAAAAAACGCUGCACAAGUGACGAAUGAUGCUACCUUUAUCGUAGUUUGCGAACUGUGUGGCAAAGCGAUGCCAGUAUCGUUCAGGAAAACUCAUCACAAAAGGAACCAUCCUAAAAAAAUGUUACACACCUGUCCAUAUUGCCAAAAGACCUUUUCUGGCUCAAAAGAUGUCAAAAAGCACAAGCGUUUAUUCCACGAACAAUUCUUGUGCCAUGUUUGCGGCAAACAAAUGCUGUCGGACGAAACGCAACUUCACGUAGACAGCCAUGAGAACGUCAAAAGGUACAAGUGUUCGAUAUGUGAUAAGUUCUUCACAUUCAGAGACAGUCUUCGGAAGCAUAUUGUUAUCCAUUCGAACGAAGCAAAGUUUAUCUGCAGCACUUGUGGCAAGCAUUUCAAGCGAAGAGAUAAUCUGGUGGUCCAUAUGAGGAGUCAUGCCGAGAUUAAGCCUUUCCAGUGUAUGAUUUGCGGAAAAACGUUCACUACUAAGCAGUCGAGGGACAAUCACAUGAAGUCUCACAAGGGAGAUACUAUGACCAACUAG